This is a messenger RNA of Rattus rattus (black rat), 1992 nucleotides long. Its product is annotated as sperm motility kinase. Bases 28 to 1992 code for a protein of 654 amino acids. Gene Ontology annotation, biological process: intracellular signal transduction; protein phosphorylation; microtubule cytoskeleton organization. NCBI's taxonomy places the organism in Eukaryota, Metazoa, Chordata, Mammalia, Rodentia, Muridae. Gene Ontology annotation, cellular component: cytoplasm. The transcript has a single exon. The record is from RefSeq and is a predicted model, not a curated record. Gene Ontology annotation, molecular function: tau-protein kinase activity; ATP binding; protein serine/threonine kinase activity.
ACUAGUUGGUGUGGACAAUCGACAAAGAUGAAGAGGUGGCAAGUGUGUCAGGACCUCAGGUCCAGCCCCUUUCAGGAAGAUGCCUUAACAGAUCAUUACAGAAUACUAGCAAGCCUUGGCCAGGGGGCAUUUGGGGAGGUCAAACUUGCUACCCAUCUCCUCACCCAUACAAAGGUAGCUAUAAAAGUUCUCCCCAAAAGCAAUAAAAACCUCCUGCUCAAAUCCGAAAUUGAAAUCAUGAAAUCCCUCGAUCACCCCCAUAUCAUUAAACUUUUACACAUAAUUGACACCAACAAAAACAUUUUCAUCGUCCUGGAGCAUGCGGUGGGAGGAGAGCUGCUGACCAGAAUUGAGGACUUUGGAUACUUACCCGAGGAGGAGUGCAACAGACUGUUUAGACAGAUAGUUUUAGCUCUCCAGUACUGUCACCAGAGAGGGAUCAUACAUAGGGAUAUAAAACCAGAAAACAUUUUAUUGGACCACAAAGGAAACGUAAAACUGAGUGAUUUUGGAUUGAGCACCAAGAUAGUCAGGGGUCAGAAGUUAAUAACAUUGUGUGGAACCCUACCUUACUGUGCUCCAGAACUGUUUAAUCUUAAUGGAUAUGAUGGCCAGGCAAUCGACGUCUGGAGCUUGGGAGUUGUUCUCUACUAUAUGGCUACAGGGUGCCUCCCUUUCCAGGGAUUUACCUAUCAAGCAAUAAAGCAGAAAAUCUUGGCAGGAAGGUACUCAGUGAACUUCCGGUUGUCACCAGAACUCUGGGAUGUGAUAGCAAAAUUGCUAACUGUCAACCCUAGAGAAAGGCCAAGAGUCCAUGAAAUUUUAAGAUUUAACUGGCUUAAGAAUGAGAAUGAAGUUUCUCCCAGUUCAUUGGGAGGAAACACUGACAGCCACCCUGACCCCACUAUACUGGUGAUGAUGGGCGACAUGGGGUACGAGCAAGGUCAAAUAAGGGAAAGCUUGAGGGAGCGAAAGUUUGACCAGGUAAUGGCUACUUACUUAAUGCUCAAACAGAAGGCAUGCUCGGAAGACAAGUCCAUCAAAACACCUCAUCCCACGCAGUGUGCUCAAACUUUGAAAAGCACAUGGUCAACCACGGAAAAGCAGACAACUCUGAGGAGGGGAUCUAGUCUGCCUACCCUUACAACCUUCUAUUUACCCAGCAAAUUAGAAAGUCUUAACAAGGGAAAAAGAACUACAAUGAGGCACACUAUGCCACCUAACUUGAACUGCUUCAACAAAUCAGAAAGUCUUAACAAGGGAAAAAGAACUAUAGUGAGUCACACUAUUUCACCCACCUUGAACUGCUUCAACAAAUCAGAAAAUCUUAACAAGGGGAAAAGAGCUAUAGUGAGGCACACUAUGCCACCCAAGAAGACAAGUCCAGUUCGAAGACUCUGCCCACGGCUUCACAAGUAUUUCGGCAUGAGGAGUGCCUCGGAAGAUAGCUCUAAAAGAAAUUCUUCAGAUCCAUCACUGACAAUCUUCUCCUCUCAAUCACUCAUGAGUGCAUUCAAAUAUGGCUCUACCUAUUCAAAGAGGAAGGCGUUCUUACAGUGUAUCUUACAUUAUCAUGCCUCCCAGGAAGAAGACCAAUAUAAGAGCACCAUCAUACCGAGUGGAAAGCUUAACACAGCUGUCCCACCAAACUCCCUUCAGGAGGACCAGCUCACGGGACAGCUCCAUAAUGUGCUUACAGCUGCAGCAGUGGCCAGCAGGAACUUACAAGAGAAAACACCAACAUUCUCCACCAUGACGACCAAGGGUGAGGGUCCUGCUAUAAAAGAAAGAGAGUCCAUCCCAUCCUCCCCACGUGCUCCUCGGGAACGGCUCCGUGGCAGGAGUCAGACUCCACCCAGGGCCCCCUUUAGAAGGCGAGUCUGGAAGACCUUGAAGAGUGGCUUUCUAAAAGGACUGGGGAGUUUAUGUUGCUGUCUACCGAUCCAAAAGAAGGUGCACCCAGCCAGCAAGAGAGUCCCACCUAUGAAGUAG